AUGAGCCAGCACUCCUGCGCUCCGCCCACCGAAGAUGCCAGCUUAGCCGUCCGACCAGCCCGUCCUGGAAAGCCUGUCGGUGAUGUCCGCGCCAAAGCCCCUGCAUCGACCCUGGGCCGUGUCGUCGGCAGCCGAAUCACCCAUGCCUUUGUCGCCUCCGCCCUGCUUCACAUCAUCGCCCAGCGACUUGCCGUGCCCUGGGUCCAGGCUCGAGCCGCAAAAGCCCUGUCACCCGGCGACGCACUGUAUUUGGCCCAGAAGCUCCCCUCGACCGUCAAUGCCCUCGUCGUUGGGCUUUGUUCCUCGGCCGCCAUCGCGUCCGGUCUCCGAGACGGCACCCUGUUUUCCUCCACUUUUUACUCGGACAACCUCGACAGAGCCUUUGCCAACCAAGCCGGCUUCAUGCUCUACGACAUGUGUGUCAUGGCCCUGCAUGGUCGUGAAUCGGCCUCCGUCUGGAUCCACCAUGUCUUUGGCUUCCUGGGCACAUUCCUCAUUCGGAUCUACAAACAGGGGGCUGGCGUCCCAGGUGUGUUCGCCCCGUCGGAACUCACCGUCCUGGUCUCCAACCUGCUCUGGGCAGCCCGAAAGCUACCCGAUAGCUCCCUUGCCGCGGCAUCGGUCCAGGCCCGCCUGCUGCGUCUCCGGGCUCUCGUCUUCCUUCUUAUUCGGUUCCCCGUUGGCCCGUAUGUCAUUGCUCGCUUUGGGCGCUCGCUCUUGGACCCCAAGGCCCCCUUCUUCACCGACCGGCCCACUCGCCCGCUUCAUUCCGGUGCCAAGGAGAGCCAGCAAGACGAAAUCCUCGCUCCCCUAUCCAGUGUCGUUGUCUUUGGAUGCUUCUUCAACACGGCGGUGUUCACUCUCCUCAACACCAGCUGGACCAUUCAGGUUCUCCAGAGCCUCAUUCGGACCUCUCGCUCCGAAAAACCCAUCCAUCACAUCUAA
Messenger RNA from Polychytrium aggregatum, 945 nucleotides. RefSeq lists its product as uncharacterized. The record is from RefSeq and is a predicted model, not a curated record. The transcript has a single exon. Bases 1 to 945 code for a protein of 314 amino acids. Gene Ontology annotation, cellular component: endoplasmic reticulum; membrane. Gene Ontology annotation, biological process: lipid homeostasis. Lineage: Eukaryota; Fungi; Chytridiomycota; Chytridiomycetes; Polychytriales.